Molecule: messenger RNA, 3276 nt
Organism: Spirodela intermedia
Lineage: Eukaryota; Viridiplantae; Streptophyta; Magnoliopsida; Alismatales; Araceae
Source: the annotation of a GenBank genome assembly
AUGUCGAAGAAGAAGGCCUUCAGCGGAUCCACCAUGACGUUGAAGGAUUUCCACGGCGGCUCCAUCCCUUCCGACCUCCCCCUGCCGUCGGCCCCGGGAGUGUAAUCCUCCGACAUCUGGAAUAUUUUCUCGAUCGCGAUGUUCAUCUUGUGCCUCGCUUGUUUCUUCCUUGUUCCUUUUUCUCUUCCCCCCCUUCCCCCCCUGCUAUUUUGAUCGCGUCUGUUCGGCCGUCUCUGUGCCCUAGAUCUCGUUUUGUGGGGCUUAAUUCCUGAAUCCCCGGUUUUGGCUCUUUAUUUUUGGAUACGCAGGACGCCGAGGCCAUUAGAUCGUGGAGCGUAUGAGCGCCCGAUCGGAGGUGGGUGGGGAAGUCCCGGGAUCGGUGGCGGCGGCGGGCUGGGGCGGCAGGACCACCUCCGGCCCCGCCCUGGGUCGGCUGGCGGGGGCGGCGGGGGCGCGGUCCGGGGGCUGGAGGAGGGAGCGCCUUUCCUCUCGCACAUCGGCCGCAACUUCGACGAAGACGAGCGCAAGCCAUUUGAUGCAACUUCCGCUCCCAGGCGUGCGGUCCCUUCGGGGGACGAUGCCGUCCGCUCAACCCGAUCGGUCGAGGCAAGGGCCCAGAUUCAUCAGCAGACGUUGGCUCCAGGACGGCCGGCAUCGAGCCCUGCCACGCAAGCAUCUCCACAAGCCCAUCAUUCCUUUGGCGGGUCCGUCUCGACAGUUGUUGGAGGGAGCCCCCAUCUUCCUUCAUCACACUCUCAGGGAUCUGGCAAUGUCAAUGUUGCUCCCUCUGCUUGGGGGAUGAAGAAGGAAGAGACGAUGAUGCAGCCUGCAGCUACGUUGUCUGGGCCCGGGGCCGCUUCGAGAUUUGCUCAGGCAAGCGCGAUCGAGAAGGUUACUUCAGGAAGGUGGCAGUCCAAACCUGGGAUGCUCAAUCAAAUUCCUGACGCUGAGGCCGUUCCACUGUCGGAGACGGGGGGCGGGGAUGCGAGAUUCAGGGAAAAUGAUGUAGCCGCCGCUGAGGGAGGUUCUCAGAGAAGAUAUGGUGAUAGGGCUAACUUUGACAGAGUAUACGAUAGAGUAAGGUCUCCGGUGUACUCGGAACCGAAGGAGAAGAGUGGGGCAGUGGGCUUUAGCUUUGAUGGGCCUCGACCACUGUCGGCAGAGGGAAGAUUCAUUGGGCAGCAGCUGCAACGGAAAGAGAUUGCAGAAGUAUCAGAGAGGAUGAAGCUGACCAGCCUCCCUCCCACACCAAAGCCACUUGAGCCUGUGGAUACCCGCGCUUCUGGUCACAAGCAGGUGAGAGUGUAGGCCGCUGCGACCCACCAUAACUGUGUAUCUAUUUGUUGCAGAAGACGAGUUGCCAGUUCCGAUUAUGUGAUUGUGGCGUGUGUGGGUAACUGUUGAUUUGUAUUCUUGGUGGACCAGGCAUAUCAAGCUCCCAUUGUGAACCUUGUUCCUGCAGAGAAUGUCACUGAGGCGUUAGGUGAUUCAAACCCUAGCAAGCCAAGCUCAGGUGUCGGUGAUGGCGGGAACCUGCCAGUGGAGCGCCCCAAAUUGAACCUGCUGCCUCGCUCACAGCAAGUUCAACAGUCAAGUGAAUACGUUGAGAAGAAGAGGUUUGAACCCAUUUCCUUCGUUUUCCAUCUUCAUUGGUUUUACUGUACAACAAUCAUCUGUCUGUUCUGGAAUCAUAUGAAAUCUCUGUGUAGUUGAGUGGGAAUCUAAUCAGAUGCCGUGGGAUUCUCCAGAAUGACAUGUUCAUUGCAUGCUACCCAGUGAAAUAUGGUCGCCAUGAUGAUGAUACCCAUGUGGUUGGUUAUAUCUCGGAGGUGAUGCCCGCUCGAUCGUUUUGGACAGAGUGAUCGAAGAUGAUAGGCUAUAUAAUCAUUCAGAUUUCUCCGUACAGCUUCCAUAUUUGUUCAUCAUCUUUCAACGAGAUGCCCUGUUUGUUAUCUGAAUGAUCAUCACUGGAAUGAUGGAGCUGAGCUUUUCUUCUUUGGUGCAUGUAUCAGAGUUGCCACUUGGAUCGAUAAACUAGGUCAUGCUUAAAAGUUGCUGAUUUUCAUUGAAUGGAUGCAUCAUUUGAUGAAAAAUAUCAGGCUGAAAUCAAAAUCAUACAGUUUUUUUCAUUCUGGUGGCAGAUGCUUGACACCCGGGUUCUACUGAUGCUACAGAAUAAAGAUGACCAUGACAGUCAAUACUGUUAUUUAUUUCAUUGAUGACAUGAUUGUGCAUGUAAGUAAUGAAGAUACUAAAAUGAGACAUCAGAAAACCUAGGAUUAGAACUAAAUGAUCUUCGUUAUCACAUGGAGUUUCCUUUUAUAGUAUGGGUCAUAUGCUUGGAAAGUUUAUCUGAUGAGCUUUUUUAGCUCAGGUCUUUCUACUACAUUGGCUAACAUCAUUGAUGAUCGUAGUUUAUGGUUAGAAAUAAGUAAAUAGAUAAAUAAAUAAUAAAAAAGUUUUUUGUUUGCGUAUAUUCGUGAAUUACUCUCAUUUUCGGGCAUCAUUGUUUUUUUUCCCGAUUUUUUGAUAUUUUUGCUGUUCUUGUUGUUCUUCUAUUCUAGGGAGAAGGUUUUCGGUGGAGCUCGCCCCAGAGAAGUCGUACGUCCUUUUACUCCUUCCCCUGGCGGACGCGGCAGAAGUCAACUCUCACACCUCUCGAUUAAUUCCUCUUUCAUAUGGCUUUUCCUCUUCCCCCUCGCAUCCGCAGGUCCUCAAGGAACGUGGAGUCGACGACGCCGCCCUCUCCCUCGUCGACCCGCCCUCCCCUCUGCCCAAUAAUAACAGGUCUCCACAUCGUCUCUCUCUCUCUCUCGAUCUCUCUCUGUCUCUAUCUCACCAGCUAGCUGCCUGUGCAGGGUGAAGGCGGAGGUGAAGGUGGAGCAUCCAUCGCCGACGGGGAGGCAGCAGCCGGCGGCGGAGGCGGAGAGGGGGGAAAGUCAAUGGAGCUCGCGGUGGAGCGACGGCAGGAGGAGCCUCAGGGAAGGGGAGAAGGCGGCGGAGAGCCGUGCAGAGACGGAGAGCUGGCGGCGGCGUGAGGAGCCGCCGCCGCCGAAGCCGGCAGAGCAGGCGGCGCUGCGGUUCGGGAAGGCGGCGUCGGCGGUGGAGCUCGCUCAGGCGUUCUCGAGGUCAGUCUCUGACGCCAAGCCCGCCGCCGCCGCCGCCGCCGCCGCCCGUGCCCAGGCGGCGCCUUUCUCCCGCCUCACGGAGGCGGCAGCGGCGGCGCCGCCGGAGAUCUACUCAGGCGGUGCUCGGCGGCACAUCAACGGCUACUGA